GGGGAUUAUAGCAGGGUUUCGGCGUCAUUGGUGGCUGAUGCUGCUUGCCGUUCGUUGACCAGGAACAAGUUUCCAUUCCUAGCGAGUGAUCACGGCCCCUGUGAAUGGCAAAGGUGAAGGGCUACGCAAUCAGGAAAUAUUCCCAGACAUCGUCAUUUCGAUCAAGAAAAUAGCGCUUGUAAAGCCGAUAGGUAGCGAGUAGAUAUCUGCCCGAAAAAGACUAUAUAUUCAUGACAGGUUCGAACGAGAUGGAAAAUUUCUUUUACCUUUUUUCUGUCCAACAGCAAGUGAUCAAUACCAUUAAGGAACCUUCCCGCCAAUAAAUUAGUGUUCAAGAGAACCCCGAGAUAGAAGCCUAAAAAAACACCUUCCCACAAGCCAACCAUGGGUGCAAUAGUAUCAAUCUUUCACGCCAUUGGUGACUGCCUCAUGACCAUUGUCCAAGGCAUCGGAUCCAUCCUCACCGCAAUCAUCGGCGGUGUCGUGUCGAUAUUCAGCGCCAUCAUCUCCUGCUUAACCUGCGGCUGGUACUCGAGACGGCGGACACGCUCAACCGGCGGAGUUGGGCGUCGGCACCGCUGGGGCCGGAGACCUAUGCGCACUGUCUAAAUACACGCCUCACUCAGAGCGGGUGCUUUAAAUAAUUCCAAAAACGCAUCCCAUAUUCUAAAUAGGAGGAACACUCGCUCUGGACAUAUGUGCGGUAUAUGAUGUCGAUGAUAGAAGCGAAUUAGCCACGCGAUACCCAAUCCGGUCUUCUUGUUUCCGGUGAUUCUCCUCUGAAGUAUAUAUUUGAGCGAUGUCCAAUUCUUUGUGCCUAAAGUAGUAUGACCUCUGUACC
Molecule: messenger RNA, 841 nt
Organism: Coccidioides immitis RS
Lineage: Eukaryota; Fungi; Ascomycota; Eurotiomycetes; Onygenales; Onygenaceae
Exons: 2
Coding region: 385-609 (74 amino acids)
Source: RefSeq, a predicted model, not a curated record